CUGUCUUUCAUGAUGGAACACAAUGAAGAAACCAGCGCGGUGUCUCUCUGUGAGCCACAGCGAUCUAACUUUAGUGUGCAAGAACCUGACAUCGGUAACAACAACGACCACGCUGGUAGACAGCGAGUGCUAGAUAGAAAGAGAGCCUUGGCUCUUAUUGGUUCCGCGCUAUCACAGCUACCAAUAUGGGGCUUCGCCAUGAGCUACGGCGUUCUGCAAGAAUACUACUUUGACCAUUGGACGCUACAAGGUAGUCGCCGAAUUACCGGCAUCAUCGGCACGACAUCUAAUGGUGUUAUGUACCUAUCCAUGCCCUUCUUGUUCGCCCUGUUCAGCAAGCGAUUGGCCCAUUACCGUCAGCCUGCAGCUAUUUGCGGUGCGCUUCUUGCAUGCGCAAGCUUUAUUUUAUCUUCAUUUAGUAAACAUGUUUGGCAUUUAGUCGCAACACAGGGAGUCCUAGCAGCGUUAGGAUGCGCACUCGUUUACAGCCCGAUGACGCUCUCCCUAGGUGAACGGUUCAAUACCCCAAAUCGAAUCUGUAAUCGAGCUAUAGCCUAUGGGAUCUGUCUGUCUACCAAGAAUAUUGUAGGGUCGGUUUGUCCAUUCAUUUUCCGAGGCCUCCUCGACCGAUAUGGUUUCCGUACUACCUUAAUCAUAUGGGCGGGUAUAACAGCUGCCACCGCUAUUCUCUCCAUUUUCAUGGUGCAGACACCUUGUUCAAGCAUGGUCACGAGCACUCCUCGAGGGCGGAAGAUUGCAUGGCAGUUCAUCCGACAUCAAACAUUUUGGGUCUACAGUAUGGCUACUCUGCUCCAGAGCGCGGGAUACGGAAUUCCGCAAACAUAUUUGAGCGAAUAUGCCCGCAAUGUUUCCGCACUGUCCCCGACCUUUUCAACGCUCCUCCUCACUCUGAUCAACAUACCCGGCAUUUGCUCCUCGACUUUUUUCGGCUUCCUGAGCGACAACAAACACUUUCAACUUUCUGCUCCUACUGUCACAGCGAUAUCCGCCAUCAGCUCCGCUCUGGCUGCAUUCCUGUUCUGGGGCUUAGCCGCAAGAGGGGGUAUAGCGUUAUUGGUGCUCUUUGCUAUCACCUUUGGCUUCUUCGCUAGCGGCUACAGUGCGACCUGGGCCGGAAUCAUGAACGACAUGGAACAGGAUGCCGCGGAAAGGAACGAGGCCCUCGAUAGUGGUGUUCUUUAUGGCUUACUGAAUGGUGCGAGGGGCAUCGGAUACGUAGGCGGUGGGCUUGUUAGUGUCCCUCUGAUAAAAGCUGGGAGCACAGACUCGGUUGGAAACUUUGGAUAUGGAAGCACUUAUGGUCCCCUUAUCAUAUUUACAGGUCUCGCGUUAGCUCUUGGUGGCUGCGGAUUGGCUGUUCAUCCGAACUGGACAAAGAUACUACAUUUGCGUUGAAGUAGAAGUGUAAUUAUAGUAUAGAUUGCCCGCAUUAAACUGAGAAGGAUUUUUUUGAGCAAUUGAAGUCCACC
Molecule: messenger RNA, 1490 nt
Organism: Cucurbitaria berberidis CBS 394.84
Lineage: Eukaryota; Fungi; Ascomycota; Dothideomycetes; Pleosporales; Cucurbitariaceae
Product: MFS general substrate transporter
Exons: 2
Coding region: 10-1416 (468 amino acids)
Biological process (GO): transmembrane transport
Cellular component (GO): fungal-type vacuole membrane
Molecular function (GO): transmembrane transporter activity
Source: RefSeq, a predicted model, not a curated record